This is a messenger RNA of Myripristis murdjan (pinecone soldierfish), 3052 nucleotides long. It is a transcript of the gene lpar6a, whose product is annotated as lysophosphatidic acid receptor 6a. The transcript has a single exon. Bases 886 to 2070 code for a protein of 394 amino acids. Gene Ontology annotation, biological process: positive regulation of Rho protein signal transduction; phospholipase C-activating G protein-coupled receptor signaling pathway. The record is from RefSeq and is a predicted model, not a curated record. Gene Ontology annotation, molecular function: lysophosphatidic acid receptor activity. Gene Ontology annotation, cellular component: plasma membrane. Lineage: Eukaryota; Metazoa; Chordata; Actinopteri; Holocentriformes; Holocentridae.
GAGUACAAAAACUGUCCGUGGUACCGGCACAAAGGAGAAGUAGCAGCUCACUCUGUGUUUCCUUACCUGGAUUAUUGCUGAACAAAACCCCCGAGGCUGACAGAGGCAGAGGCAAGCGGGCGAAUGAGAGCGAAGCAGACACUGAACGAGUCAGUCAGGGUGAAAGACGAGAGGCUGGAGAGUGGAGGGGGGCCUGCAGGAAACAGACCCUGAAGAGAAACACUGAAACACACACACACAUUGUCACGCACAGGCAGAGCACUGAGGCAAGACUCUAGGGGGGGAGAACUCCCGGUGGUUUGUGAUGAAGAACCUCUGAUACCAACGGAGCUGAUGACAACUGAGGAAACACAAGACCGGACUGCUUUUUAACUGGAAAUGGACACAAAAAAAAAAACUCCACAGGGGUGAAGUGGAUUAAGCCCUAACAAAAGAAAGACUUUUGUCAUGAAGAACUCUCCAAAGUGGUUUCCCAUCUGGAUAUGUCAUCUUUCCCUCUGUGGAUUUAACCACUCAUGAUUGUGGACUUGAUUGAGAAGGAUUGACGUUUUCUGUGACUGAUUAUCUGAGUAAGUAGAGCUCAGCCUGCAACUUGUGGAGCGCAGGGUGGUCGGGACAGGGCAGGGGGAGGGGAGGACGCUCAAGCCUGGUACUCUGUCCUUUGGGAGGGGUCCUUUAACCAUGAGGUAACCCUCAAAAUAGCUCAGGGAUACAUCAAAAAAAAAAAAAAAUGUAGAAGGGAAACAUGCUGACCGUGCACAACCCUCACUAACACGAAUGGCUGAGUUGGAGUGAAACCUUUGGCCCCCAAAUCUCAGAUGGCAGUGUCCUUCAGGCUUUCCAUGCAUCUUGUAUGAGGACUGCUUUGUGCUCCACUGACCGUUCAUGGUGGAUUCAUUCAUUGUGCAGGGUAAUCCUUUCAUUAUAUUAUUGUUACUUGACAGACGCCCCUCAUUCCCCCCAAAAAUGUACAAUACCACCCUCCCCGCGGACAAUGUCACCCUGCGAUGGGCUGAAAACGUGACCUCAUUGUUGGAGGGCAAGAACUGCACCAAGAACGAUGGGUUCAAGUACCCGCUGUACAGCAUUGUCUUCAGCAUUGUGUUUGUGGUGGGGCUGAUCACCAACGUGGCGGCCAUGUACAUUUUCACCUGCACCCUGAAGCUGAGGAACGAGACCACGACCUACAUGAUGAACCUGGUGGUGUCCGACCUGCUGUUCGUCUUCACGCUCCCCUUGAGGGUUUUCUACUUCAUCAACCAGAACUGGCCCUUCGGCAGCGUGCUCUGCAAGCUCUCCGUCUCGCUGUUCUACACCAACAUGUACGGCAGCAUGCUCUUCCUCACCUGCAUAAGCGUGGACCGCUUCUUGGCCAUCGUGCAUCCGCUGCGCUCAAGGACGCUGAGGACCAAACGCAAUGCUAAGAUCGUGUGCGCGGCGGUGUGGGUGCUGGUGCUGUCCGGGAGUCUCCCCACGGGGUUUAAGCUGGAGGCCACCACGGCCAACAACAACAGGACAGCAAGGUUCUGCUUUGAGAACUUCUCCACUAACCAGUGGAAGUCUCACCUGUCAAAGGUGGUGAUCUUCAUAGAGACGGUGGGGUUUCUCAUCCCCCUGCUGCUCAAUGUGGUGUGCUCUGUGAUGGUGUUGCAGACCUUGCGUCAACCCCAGACCAUCAGCCGCGGGGGAAAGCUCAACAAAACAAAGAUCCUGCGCAUGAUCAUAGUGCAUCUCUCCAUUUUUUGUUUCUGCUUCAUCCCAUACAAUGUCAAUUUGGUUUUCUACGCUUUGGUCCGCACUGACACCUUGAAAGGCUGCUUUGUGGAGUCGGUGGUCCGAACAAUCUACCCCAUAGCGCUGUGCAUUGCUGUGUCAAACUGCUGCUUUGACCCGAUUGUCUACUACUUCACCUCUGAGACCAUCCAGAACUCGAUCAAGAGGAAGUCUCAGGCCAACCGUUCAUAUGAUGUCAAGUUCUCCGAGGCCUUGCAGUCAGAAACCAGCUCCAACCUGCAGUUCAACCUCAGGACCAUCAAAGCUAAAGUGUUUCACAACGAGUCCUCUGUCUGACGGUGUGGCUGUUGUGCACAGCACGCAGGGUAUUGACAUCCAUAAGUCCACGGAAAAGCAACUCUCCGAGAACACGAUGGAAAUGGAUUUUAUUGAGUGCUUUAUAAAGCACCUGCCAAAGAAGUAUUAUGGUUUAAGUCUUCAUCUCAGGGUAAAUGCAUGAACCUGUCACUGGUCAUAUCUGCUCUGCAGUACACUGGCAUAUGGCCCUUUGUUCACAUCUGUGGAUUUAUUAUUACUAUUUACUAAUGUCCUUUCCCUGUGGAAUAUAAUUGUGUUUAGCGCAAUUACACUGCCAGUGACCUGGAAGUGAGUGUGAUCACUGAAGAGCAGGACUACUAUGAUACUGAGUGCUACAUGUGCCAUUAUAUCUGUACACUUUUAUGGUAAGUUGUGGUGCUAACUCUAGAAUAGUAUCUAUUAAAUUAACCUUAAGUGAUACCAGGCUACAGACUGCAUAAGACAUUUGUUUUGUUUUGUAAAGUACAAAUAUAUUAGGCCACACAAGUGACUUUUUUUUUUGUUUUUGUUUGUUAUGUUGUGGGGUCAUUUUGCUAUAGACCCUUAUUUGUCCCAAUUUGUGAUUAAAUGCACUGACACCGAGUUCCAGAUACUGCACUCAUGCCACAGUAUUGAAUAAAAGUCAUAUACUGUCUAAAACAACUGGGAUUCACCUGAAACCUUUUGUCAAGGAAUAGGAACUGCUAUUUUGUUAAAACUGGAAAUGAAAUCACUCUAAGUGUUGUAACCUUGGUUGCCAAAUCAAAAAUAGACAAAAACAUAGAAUGGUGACUCAUAAGCCAAAUUACUAGAUUGAAAAAACUAUGUUUAAAUGCUGGUUUUAACAUCUGAAACAGCACUUUUGAGCCUUCGCUGCACUGCAGUAUACAAACAAUCCAGUCAAACCUGAUUUUAUGGCGCUAAAAAAACUGCUGCUGCACCAUCACAGAGGAAAAUCUGUUCCUCCUACAUGCAAAUUAGA